UUUUAAAAAUACAUGCCUGUGAGAAUAGUGCACGGAAUUAAUCAGUAAAUCAUAUUUGAGUUUCAUUUCGGUUCAGUUGUAUCCAUUUCUUUUUGCAGGAAGUGUUGCGUCACAACUUGUUUUCUUUUGAAACUCUAACCGGAAGUACGGCGCUGCAUCGUAUCUGACUUGACGCUGGUACCUGUCAGAUGGUCUCCGGUUCUCUCCAGUGUCGCUGACAUGCCGGCUGCCGUCAGCCUCACGGGGCUCCGUCAGUCCGCUAGUCUUCUCCCGUGAAACGUCCGCACCGGCUCCCGGUUAGAAAUCAGCAUUUUUUUAAUCGUGACGUCGCUUUGGAGGACUGAACACCGGCACUUUGGGCUUUUUUCUGCCUCCGAUCUGGUGGGAUUUUAUUCUCUGCAGCGUCAGAAUGAACUGAGCUUAAGAAGCAGAAACAACGGGAGGACUGGAGCCUGCGGCGGGCUGAUAUAACGGCCAGAGUGACCUACAUACCGGCAGCUUAACGGACGCAUCUCUGCUGGAUGGAGACUCCAGAGAGAAGCUGUAACCUUGUGACAGCCAGAAGUGACCUUCAGUUUUAAUCUGCUGCUGCACAACUAUGUCCAACAAGACACGUGAAUGUGGCUGACGAGCAAAGGCUGCAUCCAUGCAAAAUAAGGGAACAACAGAGAUAAGCUUUCCGUUUGGCUGACCUUUGGAUGGGUUCAAAGAGGAAACCAGAAGGGAAAAAUUAACCUGAUGAGGCCUGCAGUCAAAGUCAGGAACUUGUAGAUGCCUUAUCAACUCAACAGACUGUCUGGUAAUGAUUAUGAAUUAUGCUGUGAUCAGAUAUAAAAUCAAGCAAUACAAACUGCUUCGCAAAGAAACAAACUCAGACCAAAUAGACGUUUCUGGCCGUUAAUCCAGCAGCAUUAUGAUUCUGAACUGUGCUCAGCAGUUACCUCUCCUGAGGCACACCGAUGUGCCACCUCGGGUCAUAGAGAACUUCAUCCUGACAGGCUACCGCUUCCCAAACUACAGCCUGAGGGACUGCUUGAUGUCCGCCUUCAGGCCCACCAACGAAACGGGGAACUUCUGGACUCACUUCCUUCCAGUUUUCGUCUUCUUCUACUACUUCGUGGAGGUGUUCGGUUGGGAAGGUGCGCCCGGCGGUGAAACCCCGUUCUUCUAUCCGUUGUGGAACUAUUUCAUCGGGGUGUUCUGUCUCCUGAUGGCCAGCAGCAUGGCCCACCUGCUCAACUCCAUGUCUCUGGUGGUCAGAGAAGUUUGCUUCUUUGUGGAUUACGGCACCAUCAGCGUCUACACGGUGGGCUCAUCGCUGGCGUACUACUACUACAUACAUCCUCGGGCAGGGAUACUGGAGACAAGAGGCCACAACAGCUCCCAUACGGACCUGAAACAGGAACCUUCAGGGACUCCUACGUCAUCCUAUGCAAUCCCAGAGUUCAGUGUGUUCUUUGAGAUCUUCUACAUCCCGUCUGCUUGUAUCGUAGCAAUAAUUUGCGUCCUGUCCUGCUGCAACACUCGCCAGAGGUGGAGGCGGCAUCGCUACAUCAUCCGUACGCUGGUGUUUCUCCUCCCGUUCCUCGUCUCUUCCACACCGGUCUUCUACCGCCUCCUCACCAGGUCACCUUAUUCCGCCGCCUCCUCCUCCUUUGAUGCUUCCACCUCCAUGCCCAGCUUCUUCUACCGCCACUGUCUCUGGCUACUGGUGUCGGCCGCCUUCAACAUCAGCAAGUUCCCCGAGCGUCUGGCCCCGGGUCGCUUCGACAUCUGGGGCCACAGCCACCAGUGGUUCCACUGCUGCACCUUCCUGUCCAUCCUCGACGAGCUCCACAUGAUCAAGGCGGAGGUGAGGGCCAUCCUGCUGAGCCCGACGCUGCUGCUGCCGCCCAACACCGUGGCCCGCCUGCCCGGACCUACCGCCGCCUCCACCUACGGGGUGAUGCUCCUCCUCCAGACCACCAUCGUCUCCAUCAUCAUGUGGUUCUCCUGGCAUGCCAACUGCAUCUACGGACCCCAGAGAGACCAGCUGGAGAAGGAACACCCCAAGAAACACCUGAAAUGCCACUGAUCACCGAUUUUUCUACCAUCUCAACUGUGAAGGAAGAUUUGCACAUGAGCCAUGCCACAAAGCAAAGCGCACAAAAUGAAAAAUAUUCCUCUGCUGAUUCCAAGUCCCUCGUACGUUCCGGCCCUCGUUGGGAGUGUUUUCAAGCUUUCAUGAGGGGAAAUUGGGGACAACGGGAGAUGAAAGGAUUAUAUUCUGAGCUCACCACAGGGUGGCUGUCUGCUUGAGUGGAUAUUGAAAGUCCUUGCCAGUUUUUUUCCCCGGCAUGUUCCAACAGGAUGUCGGAACGGUGGGGAUAAUCACUACCUCUCGGGGCUGUGCACUUGAGGACAGAGGAAAGGUGUAGGAGAACUCCAUACAACAUCAGUGGGACCAUGUCCAGAAGUUUCAGAUGAAUUAUCAGCUGUUAGAUCCUUUUAUCUCUUGCACCUCCCUUCCUCUGGCCCUCAGUAUCUUUUGAAUUCCCUCAGCUGUGGCUUCCAUUGAUCCCAUUGUGCUUCUGAGCUUCGUUCACCAAACCUGCACUUCCUUAAUCUUGCACCAAUAGCCACAUGCAGUCUCGCUUCCUCCUUCUUUCUAAGCGACCCUUGCAGCAGGAAGUGGUGCAACAACAGAAACAGCCCAGAACUCGUCUUGGUUUAACAGUAAAGCACUUUCAGAGGGGUCGGUUAAACUCCCCCCGCCAUUAAAAGCCAUGCUCACUUUCAGCACUUAAGGGAUGCAUAAUGUUUUAAAGCAUAUAAUGACUUCCUGCUGGGUUAUUUAGUGAAUGCUUCUGCUGUUUGUGUGGUUUGCUGAUGACUAGUUCUGCCUAGAUUAAGUUCACGCCGCUUAAAGGGAUUUCGCUCAAAUUAAAUGUGACGAUCUUAUGUUUGUCUUAUCAGUAUAAAUAAUGUACUGUAUAUUUCUGCUGCACAUAGGAAUGGCAUUUUCACAUCUUUUUGCUGUUUCGAUGCCCGUAUUGUGGGCGUAGAGGAAACAAAGGCAAUGAAACCAGGGCCUGCUGUAUUGCUGAUGCUUUUUACGUCAUGUGAUGUGCAGCAAAAAGCCAUAGGUUUGGAGAAGUGGUAGUUGAAUUAAUGGAAGAACUGUCGUUCUUCAGCAUCAGGCACUUGCUGGAAAUAUUUGCACUUUGACAGAUCAGGUUAAAAGUUCAUCUGGCAGUUUGUACCUCUCAAGUAAGACUAUUACAUUCGAGUCAGAGAUUUUAUCCUUUAAAAAAAAACAAAAUCUUCAGAGGCACAUUUAAGCACUAUUCUGUACUUUUUUCAGAUUCCAGUACAGUUUUUACAAGAGACUUUUAUUUUUGUGCCCAUAUGAUAAAAAUACAAUCUUUUGAGAAUUUUAGUUUGAAAUGGUCUACGAAACUUUUAGAAAAGUAUUGUUUUUCUGCAGCAUCGUCAUAGAUUGUAUGGACGAAGCCUCCACGUCGGAAAAGAUCUUUAUAAUGGCCAGCAGGGGGCGACUGUUUCUGUUGACAAAAAUAAGUGAGAUUGUAUAGAAGUGAAUAAGGAAAACGACCCGACUUGUCACUUAAAGCUGCUGUCCGGAGUUUGAAUCACAGCGUCUCCCAAAACACUGUUGGUCCCUCCCUCUGAUUUCGCCCCUUUAUUUGUGCACGUGUGCAGUACAUGAGAGAAGUGCCCGGAGUGCUGCAGCAUCUCGCCUGUUUUGCUGUUUUCCCCUCUUCUACGUUUAGUACAUUUAGUAAAUAAUAAAUGCUGUAUUGAGUCUAACUUGUCCCAAUACCAAAAUAACAUGAAUCUGCUAGGACGAACGAGUAAAGUUUCAAUAUGUGAUUGCACUCGUGUAUCCCUCUCGAUGACGUUGUUUAUCAAACUUAGUGCAUUUACGCGUGUAUAUGUGUUACAUUGUUUAUUUCUAUCUAGAGUUCAGAAUUGCAUGACUCCUCUGACGAAGAGUAUGUCCCAGACGCCCCAACAUCUUCCUCCAGAGGUCGGGCAUCUAAACGAAGCCGUCAGGCGGGCUAUGGAGGCCGUGGUCGGGGAGCGACGCGAGCACCCCGAGCCAAAAAACGUCCUGCAGUCUCUUGGCCUGACAAGCCGUGGGACUGGUAACUUUUCUGGAAGUUGCUGAGCCCUGAUGCUCUCUCCUCCACAAGCAAAACAAAUGUGUGCGCGGUUGCGUAGUGCGUAGCUCCCGCACCUCUGCAUGGGCUUGCUUGCUGUGCGCGUAACCGUUGAUUGACAGCAUGACAAAGCGGAAGCUCGAACUUGAUUGGCUGGCUGCCGACCAGUGCUUUUUGGAACACGGGGGUCUAUGAGAGGAAGGCGGAGCUCAUGAAUACAUUUUCAUAUCGCGUCAUACUAACAUAUUAUAGUAUCGAACUAGACUAACACAUUUAAGCUUUGUUAAACAAUGAUACAUAAAUUGAAAACAAACGAGAACUCCGGACACGAGCUUUAAAUUGCCAUCUCAUUGAACAGUUUCCUAAUGAGUUUAAUGUCUCAGUUUCACUUUUCCUUUAAUGUCGCAUGAUGUUCGUUGUCUAAAUGAUUUCUUCUUUUAGAGAAACAUGCCGAGAACUAAAAUGCAGUCCUCAAACCAAUUGGUGACGUCAUGGUGGCUACAUCCAUCUAUUAUAUACAGAAAUAUAGUGCGUUAAAUACAAUCAAACAAAGUAUAUAGCCUGAAAUGUCCUUUUUUAGAAAAUACGUCCCUAUUGGUAAUCGAAAAAACAAAAGACAUAACUUAGUAAAUGGGUCAAAUCUGCUUUUUAUGGUGCAAUAUCUUCUCGACCAUUUGGACAAAAGCAUUUAUUGGCCUGUUGUGUCUGAUGAUCAGGAAUUUAUUAUUUCAGAGGAACAAAUGCUCAACUCUGUCACUCGAAUGUAAUAGCGGUAAAACUGAAUUUACGAGACCGUAUAAAUGCUAACCGCACAGAAAAGAAGCUGCUUUUUCGGCUUUGGAUUGCAUGAACUGAAGUUUAGCGUUACUGCUAGCAACUAUUUCUGUGCUGUGUGGUCAUAUCCUGUUUCCUGUGGGAGUCUUUUGGUUUUAGCAUCCUGAUACCAAACCCAAACCUGAGUGUUGCUGCUUCAAACUCAGGACAGGUUUGGGUUUGGUUGGUGUAAGGAUCGUUUAGAGACGGAAGAAAGAGCCAGAGUGUUGCAUUAGGAAACAAGUAAUCGAUGAAUUAAGGUCAAGAUGUAGCCUUCUUGGCAUGUGUAGGAUGUCCUACAUGAAAAGAAAAGCAUGUAUAUUGGUGGAGACGUGAAUACAGGGGGUCCUCGGUUUACAACGUUGGAUUGAAAAUGGUGGAACUAGAUGACGAGCAGAGCGGAUGAAUACGUCGUUAUGCGGUGCUAUCAGACAGCUGUUUCCAUUCUCUGGUUGUACUCCACCUUGGAUUGUGCUACAUUCACUAACUUUUUGCCCUUCAUUACGGCUCCCAGAGUAAGUCAGACUCUUCUGAUGCUUGGAAGAAAAGGAAAGCCGUCUCCAUGGAAGUGAAAUUGGAUAAAAUGAAACAUUCACCGCAGGGUGAAACACCGAUCUGAUCGAUAUCAUGAUGCACGUAACAGCUUCGUUUGCGUUUUCACUGGAGUUCCGAUUUCAGGCGAUAAUCGACUUGCAUCACGCCGUAAGAACGGAACUCCUACGUAAGUCGAAGACCUCCUGUGAUGGGCAUUACGUGGUCCAUACAGUCCAUAGAAAUGUUAGUCUGACUCAACAGUUCUGUGGCGUUGCAUUUCUCUGGUUAGCUGAGGUUUCCACAGAGACUUUGUACCAAUGAAGGAGCAGAAAACAGGAUUUUCUGCUGAGUUUCUUUUGCACACUGACCGUGACUGUCAGCGUUUGGAUGGAGAUGUGUUUGAUAGGAUGUGUGUUUUCUCCGUCAUGUCCUGAUGUCGUCCAGUUGUUAGAGCUGGUUAAUGUGUUGACGACUUCCUGAUUAAUCGAUUAGUUGUUUCUGUAAAAAUGCCAGAAAAUUGUGAAAAAUGUCCAUCAGUGUUCUCGAAUGUCCAGUUUAGUGUCACAAAUCUGACUCAUUCCAGCUUCUUUUUCUUUACUCAAACCAAUUAAUCAAAUUUUGAUUAGUUUAAUAGUUGACGGCUAAUCGAUUAAUCGUGCAGCUCUACCUGUCCUACAGUCUUUCCCUUUAAACUUCAAGCUCUUACUUGUGUGUCACGUGCAUUUUGAUGGUAUAUCAAUGUUGGUCACUGUCUAAUUUUAGAAACAAUGUACUAAAUCCUGCACCUUUAGCUGCGUUCACUUGCACACAAGAAAAAAAAAGAUGAGUUGUUGGUUUUGUGCGACACUGGAAUGAGUAGAGAGGGACCACGCUGAGUGAUUGUGAUGAUCAUACCGUUUCUGGUGCACUUUAAAGCUGUUCCUUUAAAAGGGUCAAUCCUGCGGUACUGUAUUAUUUCAACACAUUUCAGGUCUAGGUAGUGCUUUCUAAUGAUGAGAGAUUCAUCAGAUAAUGAUGUUUCUACCUCAAUACAGCUUCUGUAUAGCUGUCGCUGAGAAGAACCAUCGCUGAAACGUUUUAUCCCCUCUCUAGGCUGUCAGACUUGAAUCCAUUAAUGUUUAAGCAGUGUUCAGUAUGUGAAUGUUUGACCCGUAGACUACUGGAUCUGACCUAGAGAAGUACUCAGGGGUGACUGAAAGAACGACUAAUACAUUAUUUACACGUGCAUUUCAUUAUGAACUACUAGAGGGGGAUGAUUAGAGAAAAAGUGAAAACCCUCCUAUAUGUUUAACGGAUUUAUCAAAUAGCACUGAUCACAUGUAUCAUUUGAGUUGUACUGAAUAAAUUGCACAGAGAUCCAUCAUA
Acanthochromis polyacanthus (spiny chromis) is the source of this 6872-nucleotide messenger RNA. RefSeq names its product progestin and adipoQ receptor family member 9 (gene paqr9). The record is from RefSeq and is a predicted model, not a curated record. Gene Ontology annotation, molecular function: signaling receptor activity. Bases 914 to 2074 code for a protein of 386 amino acids. The transcript has a single exon. Gene Ontology annotation, cellular component: membrane. NCBI's taxonomy places the organism in Eukaryota, Metazoa, Chordata, Actinopteri, Pomacentridae.